UGGCCUGGCGGCGGCCGUGGCGUGCGGCGGCGGCAGCGCCAUGUCGAUGGAGGACCCCUUCUUCGUGGUGAAGGGGGAGGUGCAGAAAGCUGUGAACACUGCCCAGGGGCUCUUCCAGAGGUGGACAGAGCUCCUGCAGGAUCCCUCCAUCGCCACAAGAGAGGAAAUCGACUGGACCACCAAUGAGCUCAGGAACAACCUGCGCAGCAUCGAGUGGGACCUGGAAGACCUGGAUGAAACCAUUAGCAUUGUGGAGGCAAACCCACGGAAAUUCAACCUCGAUGCCACGGAGCUGGGCAUCCGCAAAGCCUUCAUCUCCAGCACGCGCCAGGUGGUCAGGGACAUGAAGGAUCAGAUGUCAAACUCUUCCAUGCAAGCACUGGCUGAAAGGAAAAACAGGCAGGCACUCCUGGGAGACAGUGGCAGUCAGAGUUGGAGCUCUGGACCUGACAAAUACAGCCGUCUGGACCGGGAGCUGCAGUUAGCCAAUUCACACUUCAUCGAGGAGCAGCAAGCUCAACAACAGCUGAUUGUGGAGCAGCAGGAUGAGCAGUUGGAGCUGGUCUCUGGCAGCAUCGGUGUGCUGAAGAACAUGUCCCAGCGCAUUGGCGGGGAGCUGGAGGAGCAGGCGGUGAUGCUGGAUGACUUCUCCCACGAGCUGGACAGCACUCAGUCACGCCUCGAUAACGUCAUGAAGAAACUGGCCAAAGUGUCCCACAUGACCAGUGAUCGACGGCAGUGGUGUGCAAUUGUUGUCCUCUUCGUCAUCUUGCUAGUGGUGCUCAUCCUGUUUUUUGUGCUGUGAUGACAAAAACUGAACUUCCUGGGACGCCCCCUGCCCGCCCCCUGGCCCCGGCAGCGCAGGGAAAUGAAACUCUGCCCAUUUCCGUCCGCCCACAGAGAUCCCCGGCAGGAACACCCGCAGCAGCUCUCGGCAUCCUCCUGCAAGGACUGCGGCGUCUCCCUGGCCCCGGGGAGGGGGUGGAGCGCUGGGGCUGCCUCCGCCCCCGCUGCGGUGCCCCCCGGGCCUGGGCUCCGGCGCUGCAUCCCUGGAGCCGCAGGGGGAGCUGCCCCACCCGCUGCAGGUAGGAGCCGCUGGACACAGAGCAGCGAGCCCUGGGGAGGAUGGGACGGGGAGCAGUGACUGAGUUCACUGAGCAUUACAAACGGCGCUGCCAGUGCCAGCCUCAAGCAUCGCUGGGAAGGGUGAACCCCCCGAAGCCACAGCAAGGGAGGGGAGCCCUGGCCCUGCUCCCCGCGCCCCUCCCUGCCUCCUGUGGGCGGGCUCUAGCACCAAUUCACUGCCGAGAGCGCGGUGAGUCCUGGCAGAGCUCUCCUGCCCCCUCCCUGGGCAGAGGGCAGAGCUGUGGGGUCUCAUGUCCUGCAUGGGCACCCCAGAGCCUCAGACCUGGGGGGCUGCACACCGAGUGCUGGCAAUCAGCUGUGAGCCACACAGGGAGAGUCUUGAAGCUUUUAAACUUGCCUCCCUCAUUAUACAGGCUCUCUAAAGCUCAUUGACUGAUGCUUUCUUUGCCCUUGUAUAACUGAGUCACUGCUUCUGUUUAACAGCUGCUUCCCUUUGGCAAGUGAUUUGCCAAGUCUAAAAUAACUUAUUUUUUUUAAGAAAAGAAAAAAAAAACUUUAAAGAUUUUUUUGAUGACCAUUAGAGCCAUGUUCUCUCUGACACACAUGAUCAGAGCAACAGUGCUCAGUGAUGUAUUUUAAGUGUACAUGAACUUGUAAAUAGGAUGUCUUAAUUUUUCCCAACUGCUAUUUUUUGGACACCUCCGUUGUAAGCAACCAAAAGGCAGGAGAUUCAAAGCUAGAUCAUGUUUCCAUAUUCCUCCCCAGUCCUUUUGUUACCUCCCAGUUGUUUGUCACUCCAGUUGUCUCAUCAGGGUUGGAUUCCCUCCAGGGAAUGUGGAGUAGCCAGGUGGGCAGUACCAGAAAUGUGAAGGAAGCUCACCUGGGCAGUGUCAGUGUAGAGGAACAGGCAGAGGGACCGUGCUGCAAGCACCAAUUGUGGGAUGGGGGAAAGCAAAAACGGUUUCUUACUCCAGUCUGCUCCCAUAUUUUAAGUUGCAAACAUGAAAAGACUCAGCACAGCCUGGCUUAUGGCUCCCAGAUGGGGCUGGGGGAGGAAGUUAAUUGGCGCUGACGCAAAGACUUCUGCUGAAAUUGCAAAUCAUCCCCAAAAUCAUCCACCCCCCGCCUUAGAAUCUUGCCACCGGACGGCUUUACCUCCGGAACUGAACACUCCUCCCCCUCGGAGCUCUGCGGGCCCCCCGUCCCUCCGCAGGCGCUGCAUGCACCGCCGGCAGCUCGGUGCCUUCCGCAGCCGGGCGGGGCCGCACGGAGCCUCCCGCCCGCUCGUCAGUAACGCACACGCGGUGCCUCGCUCGGCGCCCGCCCGCACUCACGGCUCCAGCGGCUCCUUGUCCUGCUGAGCAUCCCUGCAGGGCACAGGCCGUGUCUGCUUUCCCCGCUGGUUGUAGCAGUGUCCGUGGCUCCUUGUCCUGCAGCAUCCCUGCAGGGCACAGGCCGUGUCUGCUUUCCCCGCUGGUUGUAGCAGUGUCCGUGGCACCCACUCGGUGGGGA
Molecule: messenger RNA, 2598 nt
Organism: Melozone crissalis (California towhee)
Lineage: Eukaryota; Metazoa; Chordata; Aves; Passeriformes; Passerellidae
Gene: STX6
Product: syntaxin 6
Exons: 8
Coding region: 41-805 (254 amino acids)
Biological process (GO): intracellular protein transport; Golgi vesicle transport
Cellular component (GO): membrane
Molecular function (GO): SNAP receptor activity
Source: RefSeq, a predicted model, not a curated record